AUGGCUCCCAGGUAUGCCGCCGUGGCGGCAUGCCUCCUGUUGACGUGCUGUCUGGGGGCGCUGGGCUGCGACGUCUGGGGCAACUGCGCAGCAUGCGUCAGGAAGGCGAGCCUGCAGAAAGCCAGGGAGAACAGGGACGCGCUGCUGCAGUUUCUCGAGAACAGGACUUGUGAGAAUUGGGGAGCGUUGAAGUUCAAGACCGUCGUAUUUAAAGGCCAGAUGUUUACCAGCUGCAUGACCUUCGACGGGCACGAGUUCCCCGGCGGCAGCUACUCUACCUGCGAAGAAGAGGAGGACGUGGAGGUCCGAAUCGAUGAAGACGUAUCGAUCGAUGCGGAGGCCAACACGACCAAGUGGCUGGCGCAGGAUGGCCAGUUCGAAUGCGAGCCGGAUGGAACGCUAUUGUUCAAUCGCGGGCCUGGCAGGCAUGAAGGGCUUGACGACUUGCACGAGCCCCACAAGUUCACUCCCCACAACCUGGAUUGGCCAUCCGACACGCCGAUGGUUGGGUUCCAGGUCUUUGGGCAUGGCACACGUGUGAAUCGAGACUGCUAUCCCGUCUGUACUCACUAUUGCUAUGACGUGCCCUCGGCUUUUUUGGUCAUAUACGACGUUGUCGACGGCAAUGAAACAAGCGUCCUUCCUGUGGUGAAGGCUUUCGGAGGGUGA
This is a messenger RNA of Ostreobium quekettii, 669 nucleotides long. The record is from the annotation of a GenBank genome assembly. NCBI's taxonomy places the organism in Eukaryota, Viridiplantae, Chlorophyta, Ulvophyceae, Bryopsidales, Ostreobiaceae.